AGCAGCUGGGGGCAAAGUGAUACAGUGGAACGGACAUCGUGUUUUUGGUGUUCUUGCAAUGUCAAGGUCCAUAGGUAUGUAUGUAUGUAUCUACUGGCUACUACAACUUGCAGUUUUCCAAAAAGCCCGUAUUAAAAGUGACAAUAAAAAACCAAAAUAAAAAAAUUGCAGGAGACAGGUACUUGAAACCUUGGAUCAUCCCAGACCCCGAAGUGUCCUUCAUUCCAAGAACCAAGGAGGAUGACUGUCUCGUUCUGGCGAGCGACGGUUUAUGGGACGUGAUGACAAAUGGAGAAGUCUGCGAUUUGGCGCGCAAACGCAUACUCCAAUGGCACAAGAAGAACUACGAAAGCAACGGUGGGACCCACCUCCCCGGGAGAGGCGAAGGGGUGGACCCCGCGUCCCAGGCUGCAGCAGAGUACCUAUCGACCCGCGCCCUCCAGAAGGGUAGCAAGGACAACAUAACCGUGAUCGUGGUGGAUUUGAAAGCUCAUAGAAGGUUUAAGAACAAAAGCUAACGCUCGUCACACCGACAGACAGUGUUAUAACAUUGUCAUUCCCGUAGGGUACGUAUUCUCAUUUAGGGCCAUGAUAAAGGCACCCCGACCUUCUCAUAACGCACCCGUUGCUGUUUUUCAAUGUGUGUAGGUGUCUUUGAGCAGGGUGGGGUGACUUUAGCAUUUUCCUUUUAUUUAAUUUAUUAUUAAGCUGCACCGGGCUAUUUCGGGAGAAAUUACGUACAAAAUAUUUGAUUGGUUGUAACCACAACCAUUAUUCAGCAACAAUAUAUGAAUUGAAAAAAAAAUUGUAGAUAUGUUACCUUUAUGUCUGUAAACUUCACAAUUUAUGUUUUUGCUGCACCAAGUGUACAUUGUAAUGUUUUCACCCCGGGUAGUGGAUCAUCCGACGUGUUUGAUUGAUUUAACUCAUUC
Molecule: messenger RNA, 932 nt
Organism: Cuscuta campestris
Lineage: Eukaryota; Viridiplantae; Streptophyta; Magnoliopsida; Solanales; Convolvulaceae
Source: the annotation of a GenBank genome assembly